GCCCAGUUCGCACAGCUUCAGCUUCUCUGAAGCCAUUGUCACCGCUGCCAGCCGACAGGAGCCCGGGCGAAAAGACGAGGAGGGGAGAUGGUUGAAGUGGUGCACAUGAUUGACAGCGAGGUGUUCCUGGCCUUCUCCACGUACGGCACCAUCAUCAUCCUCAAGACCAUGCUGGUGUCUCUCUUGUCUGCUUCCUACCGACUCACAAGAAGGGGUUUUAAUGGAGACGCUGGAUUGAUGAAGAGUGACGAAGAGCAGAAGAGGAUGGAUCCAGACACGCAGCGAAUCAGAAGAGGCCAUCAGAAUGAGCUGGAGAACGUCCUGUUUGUGCUGAUGGGUUUGCUCUAUGCCCUGACCGGACCCGACCUCCACAUCGCGCUCAUGCACUUCCGGGUCUACGUGGGCUCCCGGGUCAUCCUCACACUGGCACAUAUCACCUCCCUGCCCCAGCCUGCCAGAACCCUGCCAUUCGCCGUGGGCUUAGCCUGCACCUUGUCUAUGGCAUACCGGGUAUUCUGUACCGCAUUGUACCUCUAGAGGGCGCCAACGUCAUCCUGACUGCCGCCUGGGGGAAAGAUUCGGAAAAUGUCUUUUUGUCUGGAAAUGAUCAGUGUCCCAGCUUGCAAGCGUGAAACUUUGCAUUUAGCACAGGCUGGCCCCAAAACACGUAUACUCUAAUACGGAGAGACAGAUAGCCAAAUGGUGGCACUACAGGAGUGCUUCAAAAAAAUUUUAGUUUGAAAAAUCAUCAAAAGUCAACCUUUUCUGCUACAGUUCUGAAUCUGAAUCUGUGAGGUUAUUGUCUCAAGUGAGACUAAUUUUUCAUACCCUGCAACCUGGUGAAAAGUCCAAAGUCCAUUACUUUGUGUAAUACUUGGUAAUAAAACGUUUUGACUUCUGUUCAGUCUCCACCAAAGGCAUCACAGCACAUCUAAGUCUUGUGGAAAGCUUAAAUAUACCCGGAGUUAUGAAUUAAAAUGUAAAAAAUGAAUACUGUCCUGUAGCUAUAAUUUCUCAAUUUAGCUCUGUCUUUAUGAAAAACAACUGAGAGCUGAAGCAAAUACCUUAGAAUAUUGGUGUAGAUAAUAGCAAAAAAAAUAUAUUCACACUUUAAAAAAAGAAAAAAUUUGGAUCUGCAUAAAAAAAGUUUAUGAAAGUGAGCAUAUUUUACAUGUGAAUAAUUUUAAUAUGAGCUUCUCUUCUCGUUACCUUAGCACUCGGCCUUCUGGAACAAAUGGUAAAUGGUAAACGGUUAGCAUUUAUAUAGCGCCUUUAUCCAAAGCGCUGUACAAUUGAUGCUUCUCAUUCACCCAUUCAUAC
Molecule: messenger RNA, 1320 nt
Organism: Conger conger (European conger)
Lineage: Eukaryota; Metazoa; Chordata; Actinopteri; Anguilliformes; Congridae
Product: microsomal glutathione S-transferase 1-like
Exons: 4
Coding region: 88-537 (149 amino acids)
Cellular component (GO): mitochondrion; membrane
Molecular function (GO): glutathione transferase activity
Source: RefSeq, a predicted model, not a curated record